AUGCGUGCCAUUAUUGUGUCGAGUGUGAUUCUGUCUGCUUAUGCAGAUGGAAGCCGAGCUGUGGACUUGCACAACGAUGCACCGGUCGAAUCAGUGGGUCUCUUGCAGGAGCAUGUGGUUUUGCAGGAGCACCUGUCAAUGAAGAAGUCGCGUGACAUAUCAAAAGGCCACCUGCGACCUGGACAGAUGGCUUUGCAUCCAGAGGUCUCUGGUCUCAUCCAGAAGGCACAGCAAGAGCCCGACGUCACUGUUGAACACCAGUCGUGGUUCUCCAGGCUUGGAGAUGCAUUUUGGAGUGUUAUCGCCGGCCUAUGCUUGAUUCCGUUUUCAUUGGCUUUGAUGUGGAUGAACGAGCGGAGAAAUGCCCAGCAGGAGAGCAUCCUUCAGCUGGGAAUGUCGGAGGUGCAGACCAUUGCAUCCAAGUCGGUCGACGAAAAACUGCACGGAACGUUGGUUCACAUGAACGACGCCGAUGCUCAGGGUAUGGAUGAGAUGAAGGAUCGACGCUUCCCUGCACUUCGCAUGGAAAGUGGCUGCCUGAGGAUGAAGAGCCGAGUCCAGGUAUACCAGUGGAAGGAGACCAAGAAACAGGAGAAGAAGAAAGACUCUUUGGGUGGUGGCGAGACGACGGUGACCCACUAUGAAUACAGCAAAACCUGGUCUGAUACCCAGAUAGAUUCGACCUCGUUCCACCAGCCGUCGCACAGCAACUCUAUCUCCGUCGCCGGACUUCAGUGUGGCACGGAAAAGAUCGCCAACACCACGGUCAAGUAUGGCGCGGCCAGGCAGAAGAUACCAGAGGUUGCCAUGACUCGGGAGAUGAUGGGCCCACAUCUCCAUCUUGGAUUCUGUCGUUACUUUAACCAAACUCUCAAAGGGCAAAGGGCUGGGGAUGUUGUGCCCGUCAUCACUUUCAACAGCCUUUUCCUGGACUGCAAAGCAUUUGGCACUGGCUGGGAUCUCCAGAAGCAGGACGGAUAUUACUUGCCGAAGGAUAUGGUCGAGCAGCUGGACAACUGGAAAGAUGCCAAUAGCCAGGUAAAGAUUCUGGAGUACAACGGCAACCGAUUCGGCAAUCCAUCGGAAGGGUGGUUGUAUUAUCCAGAAAGCGCAGCCCAGUCUCCAACUGUUGGCAGUGUGCGUGUGUGUCUGGAAUACGUGACAGAUGGACCAGUUUCGAUUCUGGCACUGCAGUCGGAAGACGACAAGCAUCCACGUGCAGCCUCUUUCUUGCCAUACCGACUGGUCUCCCGAGGGCUCUGCUGUGGCCUCCGCGACGAAGCGUUGCAGAAUGCCCUUCUUACCCAGGGCCGCAAGAAUUCUCAAGAGCUCUAUGAGGAGGAAGCGUGGACUUCUGGCCCCUUUGCGUGCCUGUGUUGCUGCUGUAACCUCAUUGCGAGGCUGUUCGCUGCUCUUGCGCCUCCGCAGAUCUUCGCCGCCUACCCUGGGCACAGCCCUGUGGCGGAGGUCUUCGACAAGCUCGCCACGUCUGGCCUGGUGGUGAAGUGGGGUCUGCGGCUUUUGUCCUGGGUCCUUCUCUACGCUGGCACCUACGCCCUCUUCCAGCCGUUGCUGGUGGUCCUGGACAUUAUUCCCUUCAUCGGCAAUUACAUCAGCUCUGGGGCAGGCUGGCUGCUCGGUGUAAUUGUCUUCCUAGCGACGGCCGUCCUGGCCACCUUGGUCAUCUCCGUGGCCUUCCUCCGCUAUCACCCGCUUGUCGGCUUGACCUACCUGGCAGGUGUCGGCAUCAUCGUUGGCGCGACGAUCGGCAUCAUGCACGGCAUUCACAUGCUGGCCUGA
Messenger RNA from Symbiodinium sp. CCMP2456, 1800 nucleotides. NCBI's taxonomy places the organism in Eukaryota, Dinophyceae, Suessiales, Symbiodiniaceae. The record is from the annotation of a GenBank genome assembly.